This is a messenger RNA of Ostertagia ostertagi, 414 nucleotides long. NCBI's taxonomy places the organism in Eukaryota, Metazoa, Nematoda, Chromadorea, Rhabditida, Trichostrongylidae. The record is from the annotation of a GenBank genome assembly.
AUGCUGUUGUGUAUCUUCAAGGCAUUAGAGACCAGCAGAUACGCUGUUGUGGUAGCUGCUGUUUACUGGGGUAGCCGACCGGAGCCGGUGGUAGCGGCGGGACCUGGUCCAAUUGGCGGUUGCACGUUUGCCAAUAUGCAUGCGCCCGGCACACGCGUCAUGUUCCUGCUGAAAGAGAAAGAUGACACGCCGGCGUUGUUUACUGAAAUGGGCGAAUUAGGCCUGAAAGAAUGGAGGGAAACAGCACGUUGGGUGAAAUUCGAGGAAGACGUGGAACAGGGUGGCAAUCGCUGGUCAAAACCACAUGUGGCGACGCUGUCGCUUCAUUCGUUGUUUCAGUUGAGAAGUUGCCUCCUGAAUGGCCUGUUCAUGAAUGAUAUGCCUGAAACCGAUCUGCCAGCAAUCAUCGGUUAG